AUGCACAGCCAGAAGCCACACAAGCGCCGCAUCAUCUGCUGCCUGACGGGGAGUCUUGCUCACACCCGCGUGCCGUCUCCUGCUGCUGCCGCCAAACAACCUCAGACCAGCAACCCGCAAGCUUCCGCAAAGUCGCCCAUUCUCACUACCAAAUCUGCUGGCAAACGCAAGAUCACGCAGUAUUUCACUGCUGUACCACAAUCAGUAAAGAACAACAAGCGUCGCAAGAUCGACGACGGCCUUCUCGAUCCGCCAUCUCUGCAAAACACCCUCAGCGUGCCGGAACCGCCUGUGGCUGCCCCCGCUACACUGCAAACAGCCGCCAGUGCUCCUGAGCUUAAAUCAGAGGCUGUCGAAGAGGUGGAACAAGAACCAUCAAAUCACGUCGAGGAACCAGCGGUGGACAGCGUCAUACAAGCAGCACACGUACCGCAACAAGAAAAGGAGCCCGACAAGCCACACGAUACAGAUCAAGAACAGCUCUACGUCACGGCAGAAGAAGGUCAGGACCAACAAGACACCAAGAAAAAGGAAGAAGACGAGAAAAAGGCUCUCAAGAGGGAGCGAGAGUUGAAGCGAUUGCAGAUUGAUGCGAAACCCGCUUUGAUCGACAAACGCUCGAGAAGGCAGACGACUCUUCCACCAGCACGACCAGACGAUGAAGAUCAGAGACCCGCAAAACGUCAACGAAUGAGUUUGCCUGCUGUCGCUGGCCCUUCGACUGCGCCUGCCGAUCUAACCCAAGAAUCUUUGCCCGUGAUUGCAGGAGUUGUUGAAGAAGCCCCCAAUCUCACUUCCAUCGCAGAAGCACUGGCAAUUCCACCAGAACCAAAUCCUCCAACCUUCCCAGCCGGCACGGACCUCAAACUACUUGCAUCGGGGAAGUCAACGACGCCUGACACAUCCAAAAUCCUCACCGAAGAAGACGCCACAGAACUCAUCAAACCAGACCGCAGCGAGGAAACAUCACAAGAGCGACAAAAGCGCAUCGGAAAUGAACUGGACAUGGUUGCCGGAUGGCAUGUAAUUGAGACGCAACAAGAAGCCGUUCAAUCCAGUCCUGAAGCCGUGACUGCGCCUGUCAAACCUGUGCAAAAGAAGAAAAAGCAGAGGUUCAAUCCCAAACCCAAGGGUCAACCCUAUAUUCCCAAAGCAAAGAAGAAGGCUCAAGAGCUCGCGGCCAAGAAGUUGGCAAAGAAGCAGGCUGAAGCGGAGGCCAAAGCCGGGAACGGAAUCACUCAAGAACCGGCACCACUUGAGAGUGCUUCAAACCAGGAGGCAGAAGUUGCACCAGAAUCGGUUGCCGAACAAUCAGCUCUAGUUCAAGAAACUGAAGCUCCGACAGAUUGGCUGACUGAUCUGAUGAAUGCCACAGAGCCAAUCACACCAGAGCAAGAAGAAGCAAAGAAGAGCAAGAAAAGCAGUAAAGGCAAAGGCAAGGCCAAGGUCGUUUAA
This is a messenger RNA of Aureobasidium vineae, 1455 nucleotides long. Lineage: Eukaryota; Fungi; Ascomycota; Dothideomycetes; Dothideales; Saccotheciaceae. The record is from the annotation of a GenBank genome assembly.